GAGUGAGCGGAGCUUCCUGGACGGACUCAGCUGAGACAGGAGCUCCUCUAGAGGAGAGGGCCUGACAGGAGAGCCCUGUAGAGCCGCCUGCUGCUGCUGCUGCUCUCACCUCUCUAUCCGCUCACCUAACUCAGGCUCUGGGAGGAAAGCCGUGAAGCUGUUUAAUCAGAGGCAGAUUGUUUCAGCCACACAUGUUCCUGUGCCUCAUAAAUAAGAUCGCUGCCACUGCGGACCUGGAAUCAAGCUGCUCCCUCACCAAAGGCAAGGAUCAUGGGGACUGUAGAUCGCCGGCAUGACCAGCGGAAACCCUAGAAACAACCCCAAUCCUCUUUCCCUGCGUCGCCCUGCCAUGGCCAGCAGGAGUCCCGCCAUUAACCUGGAGGACGAGGAUUCGUCACAGACGAUGGCCGAGGCUGCUGCUGAUGAUGAUGGCUUCUGCAAGCUGUGCCUGAGCCUGCAGCCGCCUGCUGCCAUCAGGGAGCUGCAGAGCUGCAAGUGCAUGUUCUGCACAGCGUGUUUGCAGCAGUAUGUCCAGCUAGCCAUAAUGGAGGGUGGGGGGGCUCCAAUCACAUGCCCAGAUAUGGCUUGCCCUAAAAGCGGAGUGCUGCUAGACUCAGAGAUUGCCAGCUUGGCGUCUCCACAUCAGGCGGAGCUCUAUCAGCGUCUAAAGUUUGAGAGAGGUGGGUAUUUAUUACAUGUCUUACACAGCAAAAACAAUCUAGAAAUAAGUAUGAAGAUUCCUCACAUCGGUGAGGAAAAUCCAGCGGCCCUCAUGCUCUCAAUAACUGUUUUCCUGUUGCACCCUCAUGCUCUCAACAGUGACUCGGACGUGUCCAUCAAGCAGUGCCCGAUGUGUGGCGUGUACAUCGAGAGGAACCAGGGCUGUGCACAGAUGCUGUGUAAGAGCUGCAAACACACGUUCUGCUGGUACUGUCUGCAGAACCUGGAUGGCGACAUCUUCCUGCGGCAUUACGAUAAGGGCCCCUGCAGAAACAAGCUGGGACACUCCAGGGCCUCAGUCAUGUGGAACAGGACACAGGUGGUGGGCCUCCUGAUGGGCGCCAGCCUCAUCGUGCUGGUGACAUCCCCCCUCCUCCUGCUGGCCUCGCCCUGCAUCCUGUGCUGCGUCUGCAAGCCCUGCAGCAGAAAGAAGAAGAAGAAGAAGAAGAGGGACCCCAGCCCCUCAUCAUCAUAGCGGCUUCAGCCCCCAUGUGCCUCUACCAGGAUAACUCCACUAGCCUCCUGAACACCACAGAAGGUGCAAAGUGUUGGAUGAACUUUGGAAAGUAAAGUUUUUGUUUUUCUUCUGUAGAGACCGUGGCCCCUUUAGCGGGCUGCCUUGAUAGAUGAGUAAAAACUUUAAUGUUAAACUUCAGCCGACAGCUGUCCAGUCGUCACUCUGUCUCAGUGUAAAUGUGUGGAAUGUGAGUCCCCCCUUCCUUUUGCAGCGGUUACUUUCCGAUGCAUAGCAGCCUAUAACUGGACAGCGGGUACUGAAUGUUUUGCUGCACAGGGCUCUUUCUUUAACUCUCCUCUGCACACACACACACACACACACACCUUCACACACUCAGAUCAAAGUGCAAAGCCACCCUCAUGUGCCAAACAUCACGAUGCCAAACCAGAGGCGUUAAGGGCUCAAGUGCCUCUCUGUACAGUUCCAGGUGCUUGGUGUGAUUUCUUUUGCCUUCCAUUCUACCUAUACUGUAUCUUAUGCAAAAAAGGAAGAAAAAGAAACUCUGAAAGUAGAAAAUAGUUGAAAAUCACACAGGGCUGGAGGACUUUGGUGAAUAUAUGAUGGUCUUUAUUAAUUGGUGAAGGUAGCAGAUAGCAAAACACUAGCUGUUUAAAAUCUGUGUGGAGAUGAGACCUAGUCAGACGCUGGAUCUGUGUUUCAACCUGGCUUCUGUUCCAGACCAAAGGCUGUAAUAUAGAAUCUAUACUUUGCAAAAAUGUGUUAAUUUAAUAUUUAUGUUUUUUUUUCUGUCUAUUACUGUCUGUCAUUUCUAUGUUACUGUUUAUGUUUCAGCAUUUUCUAAACGCAUCAUUACAAAUAAAAACGUU
Cyprinodon variegatus (sheepshead minnow) is the source of this 2064-nucleotide messenger RNA. It is a transcript of the gene rnf144b, whose product is annotated as E3 ubiquitin-protein ligase RNF144B-like. Bases 293 to 1195 code for a protein of 300 amino acids. The transcript has 8 exons. Gene Ontology annotation, cellular component: mitochondrial membrane; cytoplasm; ubiquitin ligase complex. NCBI's taxonomy places the organism in Eukaryota, Metazoa, Chordata, Actinopteri, Cyprinodontiformes, Cyprinodontidae. The record is from RefSeq and is a predicted model, not a curated record. Gene Ontology annotation, biological process: ubiquitin-dependent protein catabolic process; protein polyubiquitination; positive regulation of proteasomal ubiquitin-dependent protein catabolic process. Gene Ontology annotation, molecular function: zinc ion binding; ubiquitin conjugating enzyme binding; ubiquitin protein ligase activity.